This is a messenger RNA of Brachypodium distachyon (stiff brome), 1935 nucleotides long. Its product is annotated as probable serine/threonine-protein kinase WNK9. The coding region runs from base 216 to 1535 and encodes 439 amino acids. The transcript is spliced from 7 exons. The record is from RefSeq and is a predicted model, not a curated record. Lineage: Eukaryota; Viridiplantae; Streptophyta; Magnoliopsida; Poales; Poaceae. Gene Ontology annotation, molecular function: ATP binding; protein serine/threonine kinase activity. Gene Ontology annotation, cellular component: cytoplasm. Gene Ontology annotation, biological process: protein phosphorylation; intracellular signal transduction.
AACGACCCACCGCGCCCGCUGCCCGCUGAUCCUGCCCCGGAACCGGAAGCAAACUCCCCCCGAACCCCGGCAGAGCCUCGCUCCCAGUCCCAGCAGCGCCGCCCACCUCCGCCCGCCGCCGCACCCAUAAAUACCCCCGCCCCCGAGAGGAACAUCGACCCGGGAAGCGGUUGAGGCUUUCGAAAACCUAGCGGAUCGGGAGAGAGGAGUGAGGGAUGGAUCCCGUGGAGGCCGAGGAGCAGCAGGCGGAGCCGCCGGACGAGCUGGUUGUGGUGGAGGAGGAGGAAGGGUGCGCCGAGGUCGAUCCCACCCGCCGCUUCAUCCGGUAUGAUGAGAGCGUCGGAUCGGGGGCCGUCAAAACAGUCUACAAAGCCUUUGAUAAGCUGGAGGGUGUUGAGGUGGCAUGGAGCCGAGCACGGAUUGACGAUUCUGUCAUGGGCUCAUCAAAGAAGAUGGCACAACUGAACACAGAGAUCCAGCUGUUGAAGACGCUUAAGCACCAGAACAUUGAGAAAUCGUUCGCCUCGUGGAUUGAUGAGGACAACAAGACAGUUAAUAUCAUCACAGAACUUUUCACGUCCGGCAGCUUGCGGCAGUACCGUAAAAAGCACAAGAAAGUGAGUAUAAAGGCUAUGAGACGAUGGGCAGUGCAGAUAUUGACAGGGCUUGAAUAUCUUCACAGUCAGGAGCCAGCAAUCAUACAUAGGGAUUUAAAGUGUGAUAACAUAUUCAUAAAUGGUAAUGGUGGAACAGUCAAGAUUGGGGAUUUUGGCUUGGCUACAUUUUUGCAGCAACAGAAAACGAAAAGUAUCAAAGGUACAUUAGAAUUUAUGGCACCAGAGCUCUUCACUGGGGUUUACAAUGAGUUGGUGGAUAUAUAUUCUUUUGGGAUGUGCAUGCUUGAAAUGGUGACAUGUGAGUAUCCGUACAGUGAAUGUCAAGGCAUGGGCCAUAUAUACAAGAAAAUUUCUGAAGGUAAGAAACCAGCUGCACUCUCCAAGGUUGAAGAUGCAGAACUAAGAUCUUUCAUUGAAAUCUGUCUAGCUCCAGUGGCUGAAAGACUUCCUGCAAGUGAGCUCCUAAGGAGCUCUUUCCUCCAGAAUGAUGUGUCUAUCCCAGUGCCUCCAAUUUCGGUCUCUCUGGUCUCGAGUGUGAAAGAAGAUGUGCAGCAGUCUACCAAUAUUGUGCUACGGAAGGGCGAUUUCCUGCUGAAAGGAGAUAUGCAUGUGACUGACGAUAUCAAUUUACGGAUAAGAUUUCCUGAUCCCAGUGGUUGUUUUAAGAAUGCCGAUUUCCGGUUCGACGUUGAUCAAGAUACCAGCAUUUCUGUCGGUCAGGAAAUGGUUGAAGCUUUUGAAUUGCCGCAAGGGAGCAUACAGAUCAUUGCACAGCUGAUCGAUGCAUUCUUGCUCAUGAUGAUCCCUAAAUGGGUGCCCCGUGUUGUUGUUUGUCCGGUGGUUUCUGAGAGUGCCCACAGCUACAUCACCGAUAGAAUCAUGAACUGCAGUCAGCUCAGAUUGGCCGUUCCAGGAUAAGUCUUGCUUCCCCAAGCUAUAUAUGAUCGUAGUUUCGCAGCUUAUUUAUCAGUCAGUUUUUUGUUUAGUUAGAUGAAUUUGAUGGCCACGCUUCAGCCUCUUGUGCGGGCUAAUAUUACAGCGCGCGCUUGAUGCGCUGGCGAACAUGGCGUUCUCCAUUGAUGAUGAUGAUGAUGAAAGAUAGAAGAAUAGGAUUACUAGUCGGGUUGUUUCUAUUAUUUGUUUCAUUCUUCUAGUGUCAGGUAGCAUCAGCAGAUUGAUAGUACCUGGUUGAACAUAUUUCCUUUUAGUUCCUGAGAUUGUUGAGUGGGUCCCUAUUUUAAAUGUUUGAUUUUCAUGAUUCCUACUGAAUUGAAUCAUUUCCUGUGAAAUUCGUGGAUUCCAAACGGACCCUUGUGUA